AAGAAUAGCUGGAUGGUAAAUUAUUGAAAAGAGAAAACUCGGCCCGUUACAACAAGUCCCCUGACUGCACAUCAUCGUGUGUCAUCUGGGCCCAAAUGUUUGUAAACAAACUCUCGAGAAAAUAGCUAAUGCAGGAAUAAUACAGCACAUAUAAGACACUAUGGCAGCAACACGUCCUCUAGUCUUCGUGACAGGCAAUGCCAAGAAACUGGAGGAAGUAUUGGCGAUACUGGGUGAUUCCUUCCCCUUCAGAAUUGAGAGUCGGAAGAUAGACCUACCAGAGUACCAAGGUGAGGCAGAUGAUGUGAGUCGUGACAAGUGUAAAGCAGCAGGGGAGUUGAUCAAGGCCCCAGUUAUAGUGGAGGACACCUGCCUCUGUUUUAACGCUCUUGGUGGUCUUCCAGGUCCCUAUAUCAAAUGGUUUUUAGAAAAGCUGAAGCCUGGUGGCCUCCACAAGCUGUUGGCGGGUUUUGAAGAUAAGUCUGCAGAAGCAGUGUGUACAUUUGCAUUUUCCUCUGGUGACCCAAAAGAUGAGGUGCUUCUAUUCCAAGGGCGUACCCAAGGCACCAUUGUGGAGCCCCGGGGUGACAACAAGUUUGGCUGGGAUCCCUGCUUUCAACCCAAAGGUUACAACCAGACAUUCGCCGAGUUAGACAGUAGUGUCAAGAACAGUAUUUCUCAUCGUCGUCGGGCCCUGGAUGCCCUCCGGGAUUACUUCACCAAUGAGGAAGGAAGAAAGUUACUCGUUAAAAAACUAAAACUUGCAGAAAGUAAUGAUAGUUAAUGUGAUUUAAAAACAACAUUAUUUAAAGACAUACCAGAGAUAAAGUUUUUAUCAUUACAGUGCUGUAUUAAAUUUCCAGGAAAUAUACUUGAAAUAUAAUGAUAA
Molecule: messenger RNA, 889 nt
Organism: Homarus americanus (American lobster)
Lineage: Eukaryota; Metazoa; Arthropoda; Malacostraca; Decapoda; Nephropidae
Product: inosine triphosphate pyrophosphatase-like
Exons: 6
Coding region: 161-784 (207 amino acids)
Biological process (GO): nucleoside triphosphate catabolic process
Cellular component (GO): cytoplasm
Molecular function (GO): nucleoside triphosphate diphosphatase activity
Source: RefSeq, a predicted model, not a curated record